Fundulus heteroclitus (mummichog) is the source of this 736-nucleotide messenger RNA. Its product is annotated as C-type lectin BML-2-like. NCBI's taxonomy places the organism in Eukaryota, Metazoa, Chordata, Actinopteri, Cyprinodontiformes, Fundulidae. The record is from RefSeq and is a predicted model, not a curated record. The transcript is spliced from 4 exons. Bases 91 to 597 code for a protein of 168 amino acids.
UAUACAAUCGCCUGUACUAACACAAGAUUUCCAGUCUGCUUUGACAGAACAAAACAAGGAGAAGCUCAGUACAUCCUUGGUCAAGAGCCAAUGACUUGGACCGCUGCUCGAGAUUUCUGCAGAAAAAGCUACACGGACCUCGUCAGUCUGAGGAAUGAUGCAGAAUACCAGACAGUCCAGGAUCUUGCCAAUGGAAAUAAAGUAUAUGUUGGUCUCUUCAGAGAUCCCUGGGAAUGGUCAGACCUGACUAACUCCUCGCUAAGGUACUGGAGAGAAUCCCAAGAAGUAAAUCCCAGAUAUGAUGAAAAUUGUGUUGCUUUGUUGAAGACUGAUUCUGGUAAAUGGGGAGACAGGAAAUGCACAGAAGUGCAUCCUUUCCUUUGCAAAUGCAGAGAAACCAAACUGCAGGUCAUAAAACUGAGGAUCAGACAGCAGGACUCACUUUUGGAUCUAAAUGACCCUGCUGUGCAAAACAGCAUCUUGGAACAAAUGAAACAAAAGCUGAGUGGAAAUGUAAAUGGUGUCAUUGGUCUUCAGUGGAAAAAACACUCUGAUGGAAGAGUUUUCAUUGUGGAUGCUGAGGAACACAAUCCAUAAGAAGACCACAGGGGAAUUGCUCAGAAUCUGUCUUGAUGAUGUAAAAUCCCACUAAGAUGUGUGGUAAAAAAAAAAAAAAACAUAACUGUUUUAGAUGUAGCUUUGUUUUUCAAUUGGAAUACCAUGUUUAGGAUGUAAU